AUGCAUUCAUCUUACACAUCAAGUCCACACGGCCAUGAUAACUCAGAUAACACACGGAGGGGACAUCGUGAUUCUUCUGUAUAUCAAUACUCAGACAACUUGAAUUUGCGAGCACCAGGUAGUGGAGGUCUAUCUUCCCAAGUCCGAGGUCUUCACUUAGGAAGUUCACCUCAUUCCAAUGUUCCACAACAUCCAAAUCAUCCACCUUACGGGCGUGAAGAGUCUCUCACUCCCGAACAGUCCAACCGCAAAGGGUCCUUACCAUACAGGCGUAAUGAUCUUUUACCUUCUCAUUCCGGCAGUGAUCAGGCCAACCGCCGAGGCUCCUUGGCAUCAUCUCGUGAUGCAUAUGAUACUCCCCCUCCUUCACAGUACAUCGACCCACGUACCCACUAUAGUAAUCACCUUCGUGGCUUGGUUUAUUCCUCAAAUGAUGAUUUUACGCCUUUCCCGACGCAAUCUACCGCCCCAUUACCCACCAAUACGCAGCUAUCAACCCUAUCAAAGCGUGCACAUCCUGAACGUGAUGAUUCAUAA
Messenger RNA from Melampsora larici-populina 98AG31, 537 nucleotides. RefSeq lists its product as uncharacterized. Bases 1 to 537 code for a protein of 178 amino acids. The record is from RefSeq and is a predicted model, not a curated record. The transcript is spliced from 4 exons. NCBI's taxonomy places the organism in Eukaryota, Fungi, Basidiomycota, Pucciniomycetes, Pucciniales, Melampsoraceae.